GUCGUUAACGUGCUCCCUACAUGACAAUGCCCGCGGUGUGUGAGUAUAGUAAGACCUAGUGUGGCCUCUUGCAUAGAAGGUAGUGCAGAGUAAGAUUCAUAUUAGAUUAACUCGGCCAGGAUUAAAUCGACAACCUGCAGCACAACGUAGCCGGCGAUUUAACCGCAUUUUGAAUCCCUGCGAGUGGAGAUGUACCGACUACAAUUAGUAUCCCCACAAGGCUUCGAGCGUCAUCUCCUGAAUCAUGAAGCGAGGUGCUAGCCCAGGCCCUCGCAAUCACUUAACUAUAGCCCUUGUCGGACAUGUUUUUGUUUCGCCUUCCCCUUCUCUCCCUUCUUAUCCCUCUCUGAUGGUCUUUGUAGCCACUUUCCCCGUCAGUACCUGAAAUUAAAGAGUCAUGAAAGGCUUCGUGUCAUUCACUCUGGCCACCUUGGCUGGGGCAACCGCGGUGAUGAGUGCCCAGGAUGCCAGCGUUCAAACUGCAUCUCUGAAGCCUGCUGCGACCACAGUAUUCCCAACGGCAGCUACGCUGUUCCCUGCAGAGACGGUGCAAUUGACUGAUGAUGUUCUUGCGGAUGUUUCGUCAUCCAUCCAGAAUCCGAACAUCUCGGAUCUGUUCAAAUUCGCCAGUCACUCCAAUGCCUCAAGUCUCUCGAAGAGAGGUCCGCAUAAUUGCAAGUUAAUGCCCGGUGAUCUAUUCUGGCCUAUCGAUCUGGUCUGGGACAUCUUCGAUCUCCUCCUGGGUAAGCGACUGAUCAAGGCAGUGCCAUUGGCUGCAUACUGCUACCCUAACUGGGCGGAGUAUGACGCGGACAAGUGCGCAACUAUUACCUCUCAGUGGGCCACUUCUAAUCUUCACAUGGACGACCCAACUUCCAUUCAGUUGCCCCUUUACGAAGGCCGUUCCUGCAUGGCGCCUGGCUACAAUUAUACCGCCACCUGUGAAAUGGGUGGCUACCCCACGUAUGUUGUUAACGCUUCCAAUGUCGCUCAAAUUCAAUUGGCCGUCAACUUCGCCCGGAAUCUAAACCUUCGUCUGGUUGUGAAGAACACCGGCCAUGACUUCAAUGGCAAGGCAUCUGGUAAAGGCGCUCUGUCCAUCUGGACUCAUUGGUUGAAAGAUAAGACAUUCCUUCCCCAGUACAAGGCCGCCAGUGGGCAUGUCGGGCCGGCCAUAAAAGUUGGCGCUGGUGUUCAAGUCUGGGAAGCCUAUGAAUUUGCCAAGGCUCAUGAAGUUACCAUCAUUGGCGGAGAAGCUGUUACUGUCGGUCUUGGUGGUGGCUACACUGCAGGUGGUGGCCAUUCGCCCUUGAGCAGUCUGUAUGGCAUGGCUGCCGAUCAAGUUCUUGCCAUCGAAGUUGUCUUGGCGGACGGCCGCUUCGUCACUGCAACCGCCACCCAAAACUCGGACAUCUUCUGGAUGCUUCGUGGUGGUGGCGGUAGUACGAUUGGAGUUGUUACUUCUUUGACUAUUAAGGCUUACCCCAAACUGCCAACUACUUCGGUUACCUUCAACUUCACGAUCAACGACGCCCCCAAUGCCGAUGCGUUCUGGAAGGGCGUUGAGUCCUACUUGGACAAUUUUGAAGCCUUCGUUGACGCCGGUACCUACGGAUACUACUAUGUCGGCGCGUCGAAGCUUCUGAUUGGCACUGACGCCGGGUCGACUGACUACUACUUCCGCAUGGAAUCCUUCAUUGCACCGAAUAUGACCAUCGCCGAGACCAAGGCUUUGCUUGCUCCGUGGUUCAAGGUUCUGGAUAGCCAGAACAUCACCUAUACCCCAUGGUACAACCAUAAUGAUAACUUUCAUGACACUUGGGUUGUCGCCUUCCCUCAAGAAUUCGCCGGAGGUGCCGGCGUCAAAACGGCGUCGCGUCUGAUCCCCCGAAGCGUCUUCCAGAGCGACACUCUUCGCCAGCGUACCGCUGCUGCACACAAGGACGCUAUUGACAAUGACCUCUUCAUUGCCGGAUUCCACAUCUCCGGAACCGGAAAAGCCGUCCCCGCACCCACUGAUACUUCCGUCCUCCCCGCCUGGCGUAACGCCCUUGCCCAUGUCAUCGUUGGUAUUGAAUGGGCAACUGAUGCUUCUUGGGAGACUAUUCAUGACUCCUCCCUCUUCGUUACCAACUGGAUGGACGAGCUGCGCGACAUUGCCCCGGACUCCGGCGCUUACAUGAGCGAGGCUGACCUUCUCGAGCCCAAUCUGCAGGAGGCUUUCUAUGGAGCCCACUACCCGAGGCUGUACGCCUUGAAGCAGAAGUAUGACCCUACCGGUCUCUUCUAUGCUUUGACGGCCGUUGGUGCGGAGGACUGGGAGGUCAGGACCACCGAUCCUUUGCCGAGCUCGUGGAAUACCAACGGACGGCUUUGCCGUGUUUCUUCGUAGAGAAGAGGGGCGAUGAAAACAUAAUCUGGUAUUUUUUGUAACUAUCUAAUUAACAAUAGAAUACUUCGAC
Molecule: messenger RNA, 2462 nt
Organism: Aspergillus alliaceus
Lineage: Eukaryota; Fungi; Ascomycota; Eurotiomycetes; Eurotiales; Aspergillaceae
Exons: 5
Coding region: 398-2392 (664 amino acids)
Molecular function (GO): FAD binding; oxidoreductase activity
Source: RefSeq, a predicted model, not a curated record